GAAAUAGGGAGUAGGUGAGGAUCAUUUGUAAUAGAGCUGUGAUCGAAAACUUUCACUUAAGACUUGUGCGUUAUGUUCUUGAGUCGUUAAUUGUUUCUAAAGGGAUUUCUAUUUUAGUAUUCUUUCCAACUACUGAAUGAUACUACAGAAUAAAUACUUUGAAGAGUCAAAAUCAUUCUAUUUUAGGAAAAUUGGUUAUUCAUUUGUCACAAUGUCGGAUGACAGCCAGAGUAGACGUAACCUUGUUUUUCAAAGUGAAGAAGAGAGGAAGGCGGUUCAAAGAAAAAUUUUGGCUGAGAAGUUUGGUUUGAAGAUUGAAAGUGACGAGGAAGAUAUCGCCGUCACAAUUACCCCAGAGACUACUGGAGACCACGUUGCAACGAGUGAAAGUUUGAUACAAACACAAAGAACUGAUAUUUCUCAAGUCACUCCCAGUCGUCUUCCAACUUUUGAUGAAAUGUUCUCUGAGAAAAGCACCGAUGUGUCUUUGAAACAACAAGACACCGCCACUACUCCUUCAACAUGUGAGUGGAGUCCCCUAAAGAUGAUGAACGUGGAAUACGAAGAUGCAGUUCUUAAUGUGACUCGCAAAGAUCUUGCUCCAGUUGGCAGAUAUAUUCCUAAGCGUGAUGGCGUUUUUUUCUACGAUAAUCUUCAGAGUUCAACUGACGACCUUAGUGAAACUGAAGGGGACCUUAGAGUGACGCCCAUCACAGUAUACAAUUCAGUGGCCAAUGAUUACAACGGUAGAAGAAUAGCCGUUAAUAGCCACCUUAUUACAUAUGCAGUGAAGAAUCAUAUUCGUGUACUGUCCCGUUUUACAGCUUCCAAGGAACUGCUAAAGGGACAUAACGAUGAAGUGAUUGAUUUAGAAUUUGCAAGAUUUGAUGAGCGUUAUUCUACUUUGAACAAUGAUAUUUUUGUCCUGGUAUCCUCAGGAAAGGAAGGUUGUGUGUUUGUUUGGUUCCUUGAGGUAGAUAACGAGAAUGCUUUUCAUUGUGUGGGUCAUUUGAGGUUUGACCAUCCGCAACGAGAAGAAGGGAAUUUUUUUCGUCGUAUUGCUUUCCAUGGUGACGAAAAAUAUUGCAAAAUUGCAGUAGCAGACGCAAAGACUCCAAAAAUCUUUGUUAUUAUCACAUGUAAUAUUACAAAGAGGUUACAAAACGAACCUGCAGCUUUUACAGCUGUACAUGAAGAAGAAGAGCCUAUCGUUUGUCUACAAGAAAGAAUUUCAAGCUCAGAAACUAGUCAUAUGAACGAUUUGAUAUUCAAAGAUGCAGAUCAUUUGCUAUCAGCAGGUAUGGAUGGAAUUCUGUAUCUUUGGUGUCUCUCAACGAGAACUUUGCUGCUAAAAUAUGCACAUUCGACUGUUUUGGAACCAAUAUCUUGUAUUUCUUUACUACGGAGCUCAGUUGUUCAUGAUAUGAUCGUCGUUAUUCGUUCCUCUGGUCAUCAUAUCGAACUGUUUGAGCUUCGAACUCCUGAUAGUGAAUGGAAUGACUGGAGCUUUGUUCUUUCACAAAAAAUUACUUUGGAAAAUGUUACGAAUGACGAUGUUUCGGUAUCAUGUUGUAUUGAUGACCAAAAUGAAUUUUUAGUGUUCACAAACAGUGCAUCGAAGCAAAUGAUUGCUUUACAUUUUAGUUGUGAAGAGAAAAUUUACGCAGAUUUUAUUUCUCGUUUUCAAGUUCGCUAUCCAAUCUUGUCAUUCUGUGUGACAAGAUGUGGUCGCAAGAUACGUUAUGUCAAUGAAGAUGAGAGCUGGGAAGGUUCUGAGAUAAACUUGAUCGAGGAGAUUGGGAUUUGGUGUGUACAACCAAAGUCAAUUCAAUAUUUGCAUCUUUAUGCAGAUAAAUGCAGACCGUCAUCCAAAUCCUUAGAGACUGAAAUACUCGAUCAGUCAUUCUCACUAUCACCUCAUGGAACUGAGGAAGCAGCCAUAUCGCCCAACCAAACAGACAUCGAAACAUUUGAAAGCUCUAAAGAGGCCAGUCAAUCGGCCUGGAAUACUUUGCAUUCAUCUGAAGCUGACAAAGAGACGAAUGCUGGAUUGGAUGAAAGAAGUAAUGUAAACGUCGACCCCUUAAAUACGUUCAAGUCCAAAUCUGACAAUACAGCAACUGCGGCAUUUCCAAGAAGGAAAUCGACUAGUUCAGGUAUACGUAUAUUGUCCAAAAAGGAAGCUGCUGCCUCACAGUUCGGAAAUACCAAACAAAGUCAUCCUGUAACUAUUUUGAAGAAACCUAGUACAGUUUCUCAAAUCAGAAAGGAGACUGGUUCUUCAAAUAGGGCAGAUGUAUAUAACGCUGCAAGUCAACAGCCGUCACAAGUUUCAAUAGAGACUUCUGGCAUUAACCAAACCGCAUCAUCUGAUCCUGGUUUUCAAAGAAACAAUACUUCUUCAGACGCUUUUCAUAAGUUUAAGCAACAAGUUUUAGAAGAAGUGGAACUUUCUUCGCGAAGGAGUUUCGAAGCAAUUGCUCAGCAGCUAGAAAAUGAAAGAGUACAAAGAGAAAAAUUGGAAAGGGAAAAGUUAGAAAAGCUACUUGGAGCAGUCUCGGAUACCGUCAAUCAUCGUUUAGAACAAUUUGUGAACAGCGCCUUGGAGAAGGAAAUAGAACAGACAGUGGUUCCGAGGCUAAGUGAAACCGUAGCGGAAACUUUUCAAAAGUGGACUAGGAGUGAUAAUGUGGAACAGCUUUUGAGUCAACUGCUUGAGGCUCAAUUCGGAAAUACACUCGAUUCUGUUGUAAGAAAAUCAUGUGAAGAAUUGUUUGAGUCUCGCUUGGUUCCAGCCUUUGAAGCAGCUUGUCGAGAAAUGCUGAAUCAAGUGGAUUCUGCAGUAGUCGAAGGUUUUCAACGUCAAGUCGAGUUUCUUUUGAAGAGAGAUUUUUUCGACCCUAUAAGUGGCAUGCAAGAGAAGAUAUCUUCCAUUUUAGAGAACUUAAAGGUCCAGAGUGCUGAAUCCAAAGAAUUUUCUUCAUACAACACACGAGAUGAAACACAAACUACUCUCGUAUCAAAGGAAGUUUUGCAAACUCAAAUGUCGGAAUUAUUAGGACAAGAGAAUUAUGAAGGAGCAUUCCUUUUAGCUCUUGGUGCAAGCAAUUUGGACAUCGUGGAAUGGCUUUGCGAAAAGUUAGACUGCCAUGCCCUGUUUCAAGCUGAUGAGCCUCCACUUUCACAAGUAACAUUACUUUCGCUCAUUCAGCAGUUGGGUUUUGACCUUCAAAGACAAACCGAAUUGAAAAUAGAGUGGUUGAAAGAAGCUGUUAUGUUGUUGGAACCUUUGGAUGAAAUGAUUCAAGACUAUCUUCCGGAUAUACUCUCUAUGUUGGUGCAGAACUUGCAAAAUCUACUAGAAAAUGGUAUUCGUAACUCUCAACAGUCUCUUUCAACUCAUUUGCAACGUAACAUCAAAGUACUGCUUCACAUAUGUCGUUCGUUCGAGAAGAAUUCUUAAUUGAUUGGACAAAAGUUCACUCAACUGC
Galdieria sulphuraria is the source of this 3491-nucleotide messenger RNA. RefSeq names its product enhancer of mRNA-decapping protein 4. The record is from RefSeq and is a predicted model, not a curated record. Lineage: Eukaryota; Rhodophyta; Bangiophyceae; Galdieriales; Galdieriaceae. Gene Ontology annotation, molecular function: protein binding. Gene Ontology annotation, cellular component: P-body. The coding region runs from base 137 to 3463 and encodes 1108 amino acids. Gene Ontology annotation, biological process: deadenylation-independent decapping of nuclear-transcribed mRNA. The transcript has a single exon.